Messenger RNA from Spirometra erinaceieuropaei, 852 nucleotides. NCBI's taxonomy places the organism in Eukaryota, Metazoa, Platyhelminthes, Cestoda, Diphyllobothriidea, Diphyllobothriidae. The record is from the annotation of a GenBank genome assembly.
AUGUCCUCUAAGCAGCUGACUCCUGCACAAAUGAAAGUGCUGAGUCAUAAGGCUUGCUUCAACACCACAGACGCCGAUCCAGUCAAUCUCGUGGCCACGGUAGAGUCGAUUCUCAAACAAACCGGGGAAUCCGACGAAACAAAGCAUCUCAUUCGACAGCAGGUAGCCUCCUUGGCGAUGUCACACAAACCGCGUGCAACUAUUACCAAGAGCGAGCAGAGCGCUCUCAAGACACUGAGGGCUGACACCAGCAUCGUGAUUCUACCAGCAGACAAAGGGCCUUCCACAGUUGUGAUGGAUAAGGCAGACUACAUUCAGAAGGCCAAUGCCCUACUGGAGGACCGACAGGCUUACCUACCAUGUAACGAUGAACCGAUGAGGAGGCUGGUGACGCAACUGGACAAGACACUCGCCGACAUGCAAACGAGCAAGGCAAUAAGUAAAUCGGUACGACUGGCCAUUAAGCCAGUACACGCGGCCGCACCAAGGUUCUACGGACUACCAAAGGUACAUAAAACCGGGGUCCCCCUCCGGCCAAUCGUAUCAUUGCUCGGCACACCUAUAUUCAAUUUGGCCAAAUGGCUGUUCCGAAACCUGAGGUCUCUCACCUCGGACGCGGGCACGACGGUCUGUUCAGUGACUCAGUACCUGGAGCGGAUCAAAGGGAUGAGACUUACCGAAGACGAGGUCAUGGUGUCAUUCGACGUCACCUCUCUUUUCACCUCGAUCCCGCAAGACCUGGCAAUCGAAACGGUCAGCGAGCUGUUUGAGAGUCAGUACGACGAAAAGAACGUGACGGUAAAAAGGAGACAUCUCGUCCAAUUGCUGAGAUUCUGCCUGAAGACGUACUAA